AUGAACCGCGCCGGCCUAGACACGGACAUAGACAAGUUUGUCAGUGAGCAAAAUUUUAAAGUCAAUGUCCAAGGCUUCGAUACACACAAAACCUCCAAACCAGUAAAUGUUGAUCAAAAGAAGUUGGGGCUCACUCUCUACGUAAACUCUUCAUCGGCACUAGGAAUUGUUGCCAAGGCUGCUGCUGCUGCAGCUAUGAAAGAUCUCUUUGAAGUUGAAGAAGGGCUACUCUCUGUGGACAGAUUAGCGCCAGCCAAACCAGUUAAAGGUCGUGACUUGAAAUACACCAUUUGUCAAAACCCGAACCCUGCGCCAGACAAUUUGGUUUCGUGA
Molecule: messenger RNA, 333 nt
Organism: Rodentolepis nana
Lineage: Eukaryota; Metazoa; Platyhelminthes; Cestoda; Cyclophyllidea; Hymenolepididae
Source: the annotation of a GenBank genome assembly